Molecule: messenger RNA, 2290 nt
Organism: Vanrija pseudolonga
Lineage: Eukaryota; Fungi; Basidiomycota; Tremellomycetes; Trichosporonales; Trichosporonaceae
Exons: 2
Coding region: 1-2061 (686 amino acids)
Molecular function (GO): oxidoreductase activity
Source: RefSeq, a predicted model, not a curated record
AUGCCGCAAGAGUAUACCCACCUCGUCCCACCAGACUAUGAGGCGGAGUUCAAGACACACACGGACGCGUUGGCAGACUACCGCGCGGCCCAGUUCCCAAACGUGGAGUGGGAAGCGUCCGCCAUGUCCCCGUACGCGCUGUACGUGCCGCCCACGCGCAUAGCCGAGCUGUUCGACCUCUUCGCGGCGCUGCACCCGGUGCUCGUGUCCAUCGUGUCGCAGUGGUUUCAGCACCCAGAAUGGAUGGCGACCAUCCCUGCCCCAGAGAAGAUUGAACGCGUCCUCCGCGCCAUUGACGCCCAGCGGCCGUACACCGACGUCGGGUCCAUCCGGCCCGACUAUAUCGUGCCGCCUGACGGCGCGCCGUUGCGUGUAUGUGAGAUCAACGCCCGCUUCCCGUUCAACGGGUUCAUGCAUGCGCUGAUGCACGACGACGCGGUGGCGGCGGCUGGGCUCAUCGCGGAAGGCUACCGCAGCACCAUAGCGCCGGGGCGCGACGUGCUCGCCGCGUUCGAUACGCUCGCGGACCCGACCCGCCCGAUCGCGAUCAUCGCCGACGCAGAGUGCGGGCCGAACAGGGUGUACGGGCUGGCGAUGUACCUCGCGACGCAUCCCACCUCGCGCGUGGUGCGGCCUGCCGACCUGCGGGUCAACGACGGCGGCGCGCUCACUGACGCCGAUGGCGUCGUGCUGGACCAGGUCUGGCUGCAGCUCCACCAGCGCGAGAUCGAGGCGCUGGACGAGGACGUGUUGAUUGCGCUCGGGAAAGUGUGCUACAAUGACCUGAGGACCAUCUACAUCGUGCACGACAAGCGCCUGCUCGGGCUGAUCCGGCGAGAGCUCCCGCGUCUCGUCGGCGAGGGCGUCAUCUCCCCUUCGCAGGCCGACGCGCUGCGCGGCGGGCUCGCAGAGACGUACUUGCCUGGCGAUGAGGUUUACGUGCGCCACGAUAACAGGGCAGGCUGGACGCUCAAGCUAUACCAGAGCGGCAAAGGCGCCGGCAUGGUCUUCGGCAAGGACGCCAGCGCGGGCGAGUGGGCGGCACUGCUCGCCGCUGAAAGGCACAUCCUGCAACGAUACUACCCCUCGCGGCGGGUGACGCUCGUCGUCCACGACCGCGGCGGCAAUACAACAGCGACCCCGCGCCAAGUCACCUGGCCUGUCGUCGGCACGUUCAUGGUGCUAAACCGCACGCUGCUCGGCUCGUCCCUCUUCCGCACCAACGACUCGGACGUGAUCGCCAUCAGCACGAACGGGACCGCCGUGGUGGGGGUGACGGACGCCGGCGUGCCCUGCAGUCUGGUGCUUCCGGCGAAGCCACUACGCAGGCUAGCUACACCGGACUCGGCGCACAUGGACCUCAAGGCUACGACUGCCGCGACUGAGCUGAACACGAUCCGCACCGCGCUCAAGGCCCACGGCCUCGCAGUCCUCCACCUCCCAACGGCGGACGCCACAUCCUCCCGCCUCCUAUCCCUCGCCCACGCGCUCGGCAGCCCGCUCUCCCACUCGUCAUCGCACGGCGCGCUGUGGGACGUGACGCCUAGCGCAGCGAGCAGCGCGCGCUCGCACGGCGUGGACGUGUUUCCAUGGCACACGGACUGUUCCUUCGAGGCGGCUCCGCCGCGGUAUUUCGGACUACACGUCGUCCGUCCCGACCGGUUCCACGGCGGCGAGCUGCGCCUGCUCCGAGUCGACGACCUCGUGGCGCGCCUCGAGCCGCGCACCGUCUCCGCCCUGAUGCAGCCGUCGUUCGAGUUCGUCGUGCCCUCCGAGUUUGACAAGGGCUCCCCCGCGACACUCGGCCCCGUCCUCACGCCGUCAGGCAAGUUCCGCUGGCGGCGCGACAUUAUGCGCGGCACGACGGCAGAAGCGGACGCGGCGCUGGCUCAAGUCGACGCCGUGCUGGCCACGCUGGACGGGCAAGCGUUCGGCGAUAUGCGCGCCGGCAUGAUCCUGCUCAUUGAUAACGCGCGUUGGCUACAUGCGCGCAGCACAGUGCGGGAUAUGAGCAGGCUGCUGCGCCGUGUCAGGUGGGAGCCUGAGGUGUUUUUGGAGUAGGAGGGACUCGGGGCGUUGUCGGACCUCGGGCCGGGCAGUAGGUAGCUCCUCCCCAGCUCAGACAGAAGGUAGCAGCACUGCCGGGCAGCAUGCCAAGCUCGAGCGAGUCACUACCACGGUGGGCAGAGGCCGGCCACCCACCCCGGCGCGGGGCGUUGUCGGGGAGUUGGCGCCCCAUCCCUUCGCUUUGUACACCGCGCACUUGAACUCCUAUGCACUCACUGGUGGU